AUGCCGAUAACUAGAUUUUCUUCAACAAAUUUCACUCUCAAGAAUGAAAUCACAGAAUCUGAACCAAACCCAGAUAUACGUGUGUUUGUGAGGAGGAAAAGAGAGAAAAGGAUAGUAGAGGUUAAAACAGAAGAGGAAUUGAAAAUUGAACCCGAUGAAGGGAACAAACUUUGUGAUUUGCGUUUACCUGAUAUUGAAGAGUUUGCAUAUCGGAAUGUCAAGGGAUCUGCGUCUAAGAGAAAGUUGGGAGAUGCCAAAACAUCAUUAGAUAAGGCUUUAACUGGAAAAGGGGAGACUCUCAGUGAAAAUGACCCUUUUGUUCCCUUUGUUCGGUCCGCAAUAAUCUGCGGCGAUCGUUUCCCAUCUGUAACGAUCAAGCUGAAAGGUGAAGCACCUGCAAAUUGGGAGGAAGUCCUUGAAGGGAUCCGCAAGAUGAGAUCUUCUGAAGACGCGCCAGUAGAUACUAUGGGAUGUGACAAAGCUGGCAGACUUCCCCCACCCAAGGAAAGACGUUUUGCAGUUUUGGUGUCUUCUCUUCUAUCAAGCAAAACAAAGGAUGCGGUUAAUCAUGGGGCUGUCCAAAGGCUUCUUAAAAAUGGUCUUCUUGCUGCUGAUACCAUAGAUAAUGCUGAGGAAUCUGUAAUCAAGGAUUUGAUUUAUCCAGUUGGGUUUUACACUAGAAAGGCUUCGAACUUGAAGAAAGUUGCAAAAAUCUGUCUCCAGAACUACGGAGGUGAUAUUCCUAGUUCGUUGGAAGAAUUGCUAGCACUUCCAGGAAUUGGUCCUAAGAUGGCUCACCUGGUUAUGAAUGUUGCGUGGGACGAUGUUCAGGGCAUAUGUGUCGACACCCAUGUUCAUCGCAUUUGUAAUCGCCUUGGAUGGGUUUCAAAGCCAGGCAAUGGGCAGAAAACUUCAACUCCUGAGGGAACCAGAGAGUCUCUUCAGUUGUGGCUUCCAAUGGAGGAGUGGGUUGCCAUAAACCCGUUAUUGGUUGGAUUUGGGCAGACGAUUUGCACUCCUCUAAGACCUCGCUGUGGAAUGUGCGGAGUAAACAGCCUUUGUCCAUCUGCUUUCAAAGGAACACCCAGUCCUGUAUCUAAAGCAAAGAAACCUAAAGCUACCAAAACAAUUUCUUGAUUGAAUUGUCCAUUCAGCGAUGUUCAUCCUGCAUCAGGGCGAUUUCUUCUUCCCAUCGUUUGUUUUUUGAUUGAUAUGUCUCAUUGGUUCGUAUUACUGAUGGUAUCAGGCUCUCUAUGCGGGAGAUUUUCUUUUGUACUAGACAUUGUGAAUGCCCAUUUUUUGUAUAGAAAAAUUGUACAGGCAUGGUACUUCAGGAAACAGACCAGUACUUUUUGAGGGUCUCACUGCAUGAGUUUUUUUUUAUCUUUUUUUUGGUACAUCAAAAUUGUAAUCAAGGAAAACCAUAUUUACAUGAUAGUCAUAAGAGCAGAAAACAAGAAAAGAGGCCAUAGCAUCCCCAAAGACUUGACUGGCAUUUCCAAAUUAGCGGUGAAAUCUGGCCUGCCAAUGUAUAGCUUGUCAUCU
Molecule: messenger RNA, 1545 nt
Organism: Papaver somniferum (opium poppy)
Lineage: Eukaryota; Viridiplantae; Streptophyta; Magnoliopsida; Ranunculales; Papaveraceae
Product: endonuclease III homolog 1, chloroplastic-like
Exons: 12
Coding region: 1-1137 (378 amino acids)
Biological process (GO): base-excision repair, AP site formation; nucleotide-excision repair; base-excision repair
Cellular component (GO): nucleus; chloroplast nucleoid
Molecular function (GO): DNA-(apurinic or apyrimidinic site) endonuclease activity; DNA binding; oxidized pyrimidine nucleobase lesion DNA N-glycosylase activity
Source: RefSeq, a predicted model, not a curated record